Messenger RNA from Stegostoma tigrinum, 4228 nucleotides. RefSeq names its product gamma-aminobutyric acid receptor subunit beta-1-like. The transcript has 9 exons. Gene Ontology annotation, molecular function: extracellular ligand-gated monoatomic ion channel activity; GABA-A receptor activity; neurotransmitter receptor activity. The coding region runs from base 459 to 1889 and encodes 476 amino acids. Gene Ontology annotation, biological process: signal transduction; nervous system process; monoatomic ion transmembrane transport. The record is from RefSeq and is a predicted model, not a curated record. Gene Ontology annotation, cellular component: membrane; synapse; neuron projection. Lineage: Eukaryota; Metazoa; Chordata; Chondrichthyes; Orectolobiformes; Stegostomatidae.
GACUCGGUCAGUGUUUGAGGUGAUCUUUACCCCAUUGUUCACUGAAAUUGUAACACUGCGGUAUACCUUUGGAAAAGCUUUACUACAUUGGACCAAGGCACGCUUUUCAAUCUCGUUCCACCUUCCUGAAGCAGUCUCACCACCUCAAUACAAAUUGGAGCCACGCUCCGUCUUUCCUGCUGAAGGUAAUUCAGCUAACACCGAGUUGAGACCUUGUGAUUUAAUUAGCAUAAUAACAACCCUGUAAUCAUUUGCGAGAGAGAGAGAGAAAGAAAAUACCUCGAAGGGUCUGAUUGUUUGACUAUUUUGCAAGUGAAAUUGUUUCCACAGCAAACAGUCUGUUUGAUGUUGUGGAAGCUGCGCGCAUGCGUAGCGCCUCGGAAUUAUUGUACUGCUUUGGACUAAGUUGCAUUCCUUGAAUCUUCGCUGAAAAGACCUUUCAAUAAUCAAAGUUAGGAAUGUGGAGAGUUCAGGACAGAGGAUGCUUCGGGAUUUUGACGAUCCCCGUGAUGGUGGCCAUGGUUUGCAAUGCCCAGAGAGUUAAUGAGUCCAACAACAUGUCAUACGUGAAAGACACCGUGGAUAACUUGCUGAAGGGAUAUGACAUUCGAUUAAGACCAGAUUUCGGAGGUCUCCCUGUGGACGUUGGUAUGAACAUAGAUAUUGCCAGCAUAGACAUGGUCUCUGAAGUCAAUAUGGAUUAUACUCUGACAAUGUACUUCCAGCAGUCCUGGAGAGACAAGAGGCUUUCAUACUCUGGGAUACCUCUGAAUCUUACUCUAGAUAACAGAGUGGCUGACCAACUCUGGGUUCCCGACACCUACUUUAUUAAUGACAAAAAGUCAUUUGUGCAUGGAGUUACAGUGAAAAAUCGAAUGAUUCGUCUGCACCCAGAUGGCACAGUGCUCUACAGCCUGAGAAUCACGACGACAGCAGCAUGUAUGAUGGAUCUGAGGAGGUAUCCCUUGGAUGAACAGAACUGUACACUUGAAAUAGAAAGCUAUGGGUACACAACGGAUGACAUUGAAUUUCAGUGGACAGGUGGUAGCUAUGCAGUCACAGGAGUUGAGAAGAUUGAACUGCCGCAGUUCUCCAUUGUCGAACACAAGCUGGUUUCAAAAAGAGCAGUUUUUGCUACAGGUUCUUAUCCAAGACUAUCACUGAGUUUUCGACUGAAAAGAAAUAUUGGCUAUUUCAUCUUACAAACAUAUAUGCCCUCAAUUUUAAUCACAAUUUUGUCAUGGGUAUCCUUCUGGAUUAAUUAUGAUGCUUCUGCUGCAAGAGUUGCAUUAGGAAUCACAACUGUACUUACCAUGACAACUAUCAGUACUCACCUCAGAGAAACCCUUCCCAAGAUCCCCUAUGUGAAGGCUAUUGACAUUUACUUGAUGGGUUGCUUUGUGUUUGUAUUCCUGGCAUUAUUGGAAUAUGCCUUUGUCAACUAUAUAUUCUUUGGAAGAGGGCCACAGCUUCAGAAAAAAGCAACUCAGAAACCAACACAGCCCCACGCGAAAAGCAGAUUUGGAACCAACAAAACACAGGUGGAUGCCCAUGGAAACAUUCUCCUAACAAGUCUUGAAAUUCGGAAUGAAGUGAAAGCUUCUGAGGUGUUAACGAAUAUCAAUGAUCCAAGAGCGACCAUGUUUUCUUAUGACAGUUCCAACAUCCAAUACAGAAGGCCAGCUACCAGCAGAGAUGGCUAUGGUAGAAGCACACUAGAAAGGCACACUGUUCAGAAGAAGGGACGUUUACGGCGACGAACAUCACAACUGAAAAUUAAGAUCCCAGAUUUGGCUGAUGUGAAUGCCAUCGACAGGUGGUCACGGGUGGUCUUUCCUGUUACAUUUGGGUUUUUUAACUUGGUGUACUGGCUGUACUAUGUGCACUAACUCAGACAGUAUGUACAGUACAGAUAAAAUACCUUCUUUCUUUUGUUUUCAUUUAUUAACCCUUAAACAACUGUAGUAGCAAAAUAGCAACAAGCUCAAGGUAAGAUAUUCAGCUCUUGUAAUGUUGUGGGGAUUAAAUUCAUAAAUGUAUAUGCCAAUGAGCUUACGUUUGGUCAUGAUGAAUAGUUUGUUUUUGAAAUAAAUUGCUAUCGUUCAAUACUUAAAUCCUAAUGAUAGCUACUUGAUAUCUUCUGCUUUAAAAGUUUAGGUUUGACAAUAAUGGUUGAAGUGGUGGCCCCAUCCCACCAACCUUACAACUGCAAAAAUGGUGGCAAGCUUGCAUUAGCCACUUUUGGGAAUCCCGACAGGAUCACAUCCAGUUGGUAACUGUUGUCAGGGGUCCCAAAACUUGAGAGGUGAAGAGCUGCUGGCUAUUUGGAAUGCAGUAACUUUUUCACCGGCUGUGAAGCAGUAGCCAGGAAGGAGACCCCAGGAGGUGGGUACAGUGGGUCCCGAAGCCAGUGGACAAACCUGGGUGGUGGAGACAGUGGGAAAAGAUUAGGGUUGCAUGGGGGAAAGCCAGUCACCUGCCCAGUUCCAUUCAUUUAAAUCUUAGCUGGGAAUGGCCCAGACUAACUACCCACCUUGAGGCCCAUUAAAGCCUUUAGGUGGCCAAUUGACAAUCUCAGUUCAUCACUACUGGUUAUACUUUACCAGUGGCAAGUGAAAAUGCCCAAAUCAAAUGGGAGGGCCACCUACUAUACCUACAGCAGUGGGGGCUCCUGCUACUCUGUAUCUCAUGGAGAGCCUCACCAAAGCCAAGGAUAUCUGCCACUGAAAACUGUUCCCUGCUCCUCAAACUGACACCUUAAACCCACGUCAGAUAUUAUUGUCUGACUGGCUCUAGUGAGCCGGCCCCAAUUAUCUAUCCCUGCAGCACCUUCCCCCACCCACCCCCACCAUCACCAUCACCACCAUCAUCAGCAUGGCUGCUGCGUCAGGCUUUCUGCCGGUCCAGCAGCGACCAUUUCUACUGGUGGCAGUGAAGAGCCCCACCCCUUUGAUUGGUGAGCAGAUUUGGGAGGGGAAGGGCAUAAUCUUUUCCUAUAAAAGAUGGGCACUAUCGAGCUGCCUGAUUGACAUUUAGAUUCAGCAGGGCUCUCCAGGAAUGCAAUGAAGUUGCCACCAUCUUUCCAAUCAAUGAAUAGGGCCACCACAUUAAGCAUGGCUGAUGUAUGGCCAUCUUACUACCAAUAGAAAACCAAUAGCAAUGGGUUGACACACAGUUGGAAAUUGAUGUGUACUAAUGGUCUCUGUUUCCCACUGGGCGGAAUGACUAUUCAUGACUAUUCACAGCCUAGUAGGAGAUCAAAUACCAUGUAUUGUGUUUGAUUAGGAAUCAAAUCAUUUUAUUCCUUCAUAAAGUGUAUGAGCAUUUGAUCUUCAGACUUGAUUUUCCCCGUUUUACACUUACAGGAAAAUAAAAAAAACACUAAAUCAUAGGUAUAUAGAGGGAGCAAUUACUAUUCACAGUUUUAAUGGAUGAAUACUGUCCAGUAUUUUUCAGUAUUACCCACUUCAUUUUAAAUGCAUUUAAUCUGUAAAAUGAAAGCAAUUGCAAUGGGUGUAUCAGCUAGUAUUGGCAACACUGAUUUCUAGACCACAUUGAUGGACGGGUGUGAAGAUUAAACUGUUAGGUUUGAGCAAUUUAACCAGUACCCAAUCAUAAUUCUGUCCUUUUGAUAUCCUCAGCACUCCAGGCCCACACCAAAUCCUAUUGGCAGCUCUGAAAUCUUUGCUUUGCCCCAAACCUAUUUGCAACCAUGAUGCCCCAGAUCCAACCCUCCUGAGUAAAACCCUCAUAGCUUCAUCUCCACCAAAAUCAUAAUUACAAUUCCAAUGAUGCAGACCUGAUGUCCAUGUUCACCUUUUACAUCCCAACCUGCAGGCCUAAUCACUGCCUGGCACAUUUUAGCUUUACUGCCUGGUGAAAAAGUGCCCAUGGAUUCCGAGCUCCCUGCCUAUGUUUUUGCAACCACCCAGCCACCAGGCUACCAAUCAUCACAAAUUAAAGAAGGCCCUUUAAAAUAUACCACCAUGCACCUUCUCAAACCACUCACUACCCAAUUAAUAUCUGGGUUCUGCAUGAAAAAAAAACUACUUUCGAAUCAACCUGUGAGAGAUGUAGUUACACACCUCUGGAGCAGGUGAGAUUUGAACCCUCAUGUGAUAAAAUCAGUCUCUGUUUAUUCAAAUAGAUUUUGCUGGUUUUUGUUCUCUUCUGUUUUUUGUGGGUUUUUUGAACAUUAUUGUUUUAACACAAUUGUUUUAUGCAUCGU